Pieris macdunnoughi is the source of this 951-nucleotide messenger RNA. NCBI's taxonomy places the organism in Eukaryota, Metazoa, Arthropoda, Insecta, Lepidoptera, Pieridae. The record is from the annotation of a GenBank genome assembly.
AUGAAGAAAAAAGACAUUACAAGAAGAGUACACAGUGGUUACGCCGGAUGGGUACAAAUUAAGAAUAUUCAGGAUACCAGGAAAUGGCUCCAUAACUUUUCUAAUGCACGGCCUGCUAAAAGCACUGAUGAUUGGUUAACAUCUGGAGUAAAAAGCGGCUUGGGGUACCUGCUAGCCGAACAGGGCUAUGAUGUGUGGAUGGGUAAUGCACGAGGAAAUAAAUAUUCUAGGUCUAACGUUCGAAAAAGUCCUUCAGAAAAGGAUUUUUGGGAUUUUAGUUUUCAUGAAAUAGGAGUAAUUUAUUUACCAACAAUGAUUGAUUUUAUUCUUAAAAAAACAAACAAAUCAUCUUUAAUAUACAUCGGCCACUCACAAGGCACCUCAACUUUCUUUGUAAUGAGUUCCAUUCGUCCCGAGUAUAACGCCAAAAUUGAUUUAAUGAUAGCUUUAUCACCUAUUGCAUGGAUGUCACACCUCAAAAGCCCUUUACUUAAUUACCUCAAGCCAUAUUAUGCAACACUAGAACUUGUCGCUACAUCUUUAGGAAUUCACGAAGUAUUUCAAGACACACCGUUUUUGCGGUUGUUCCAAAAAACAUUCUGUGGUGGCGUUCUGACGUCAUUAUUAAUAUGUCAAAACGCACUGUAUUCUAUUGGUGGCUUUAAUUAUGAUCAAAUGAAUUUGAAACAGUUGCCUGUUAUCUUUAAUCAUUUUUCGUCGGGAGCAUCGACCAAACAGCUUUGGCAUUAUGCGCAGUUGAUAAAUUCUGGUUACUUUCGACAGUAUGAUUACCGACUUAAAAAUGUUGCAAAGUAUGGUACCUUAUCGCCUCCGUCUUAUCCUGUCGAAAAAAUUACGGCACCGGUUGCUAUAUUUUACGGGGACGGCGAUUGGCUUUCUGACGUUUCCGAUGCAAAAAUAUUAAAAAGUUAUCUACGAAAACUGUUUUGA